Molecule: messenger RNA, 1068 nt
Organism: Penicillium angulare
Lineage: Eukaryota; Fungi; Ascomycota; Eurotiomycetes; Eurotiales; Aspergillaceae
Exons: 2
Coding region: 1-1068 (355 amino acids)
Source: RefSeq, a predicted model, not a curated record
AUGCACUACUCCCUCUUAACCCUAGCCACCGUGCUAGCACACUCCCAAGCCCAAUUCGUCCCCAUGCCCUUCGGCCUCGGCUCAGUACCAAUUGGUCAAGGACAAGGCUCAAACACCAACGGCCAAGGACAAGUCGGACAGAUGAACGGCGAAGACAUGGAUCUCCAAUCAUCUAUGGCGCAAUUCUCAAUGCCAUUUCCACAAGCUACACCAUCGCCUUCGUCUUCGAUGGCGAAUGGGAAUAUGCAUCGUCCCAUGCAGAGCGCUCACUACCACUAUCACGCUCAUCAUCAUUACUAUAUGACGCCUGUUCCUUCUUCAGCUUCAGCAAGCCACUACAUUAACAUGCAUAUGUCUGCUUCUGCCUCGGCCUCAGCAUCGAUGCAUUAUAAUCUUUACGCUUCUGCUACGCCAUCUGCUUCGGCUUCAGCUUCUCACAUCCCGUAUCACGGUGUGAACCACGGACUCCAUGCUCCCCAUCCUCAUGAGGGGUUCCCUGCUCCAAAGCCGGAGGGUGUACCCAAGGCACCGGACUUUACUAGUAAUAACGGUGCAUCCACGAAGCAUGGUGGAUACUCUGGUGGAAAUGGAAAUGGGUUCACACAGACACAUGGAGAGGAUUCUUCCAGUGAUGGGUCUCCGCCUAUUGACUUUAAUGGACCUAUGUCUGAACCGGAAGAGUCCCAGGCCCCUGAGGAAUAUACUCCGGAACAAUACUCCCCUGAACAAUCUGAGUCUACGCCUGAGGCUCCCCAGCAGUUCUCCCCUGAAGACCCAGGCGUCCCACAGAGCGAGAACGUAAACGAGGACAUUGCUCCGAUCCCAGGCUCCGCGCCUGCACAGCAGGAAUCUAAGUCCAUUGCACCGGUCGACUCAAUGGCACCCGGAACAAAUGUUGCACCUACCCAACCACAGAAGUCUCAUGGUGCUGAUCUUGGGAACUCAUUCUGUAUGGGUGAUUGCUAUGCUACUCCUGAUGAGGCGAAGUGUGAGAAGCCUUAUUCUUCCCCUGUUUUCCAGCAAGCUUCCGGAUGUUACUCUUGCUGCUUUACUUCUCCUGACUUUUAG